Scheffersomyces amazonensis is the source of this 1932-nucleotide messenger RNA. RefSeq lists its product as uncharacterized. The record is from RefSeq and is a predicted model, not a curated record. NCBI's taxonomy places the organism in Eukaryota, Fungi, Ascomycota, Pichiomycetes, Serinales, Debaryomycetaceae. The coding region runs from base 37 to 1836 and encodes 599 amino acids. The transcript has a single exon.
UACUAGUGACUUAUAGAAAUUAAUAUAGACACCUCAAUGACCGAGAUAUCACCUUCUUCUACUAAGGUAGAUGAUUUUCUAUCCAGUUUGUCACAAAUUUCUCAAGAGAGACUUCGAGAAGAUCAACAGAGACAGAAUGUGUUGCGAAGGAAUAUAAACGAAUUGAAACUGAAUCUGGCAGUCUCAUCCCCUUCAAAACCAGGGGAUAUACCUUCUUAUUCAUUUACACCAGCCACUUACAAGAUUAUAAACUCCUCGCCUACCAAAAAGGAACCGUUCCGUUCGAGUAGGUACACUUUUGAUGAAGAUGAAGUUGAAGAAGAUGCACCAAAACUUCCUGCCAGACCAUCAGCUGAUGAUGAUGUUGCACCUCCAUUACCAGCUAGAAGAGAACAAAAUUCAUUUGAAGUAAAUCUUCUUCAACCAAAGGCAAGAGUGGAGCCUCCUAAAAUCUCCAAACUUUCAAAACCUAAUUUACCAACUAAAUCAUCAUCUCCAUUAUCUAACAAAAGCGAUGGAUAUCGAUCAUUUUCUCAAAUUGAAGCCUCAAUCAAGAAUUCCCAACCCAAACCAUCAAUUGAACCCACAUACAAAAAGACUGCACCUCUUGUUCCAACAAAAUUGCCUAAAACACCUACCAAACUCAACCCAAAUGGUUCUGAAACAGAUUGGAUGUCUUCACUUGCAAAAUCCAAAGUUGUUUCACCUUCGACCAUCAACAAUGCUCCCAAACCAAGUUAUCAAACGGCAUUGUGGGCCACCCAAAAUGCGAAAAUAACUAACAAACUUAGUGAAGCUGCAAAACCAGAGUUGAAGAAACCUCCAACCAAACCUAGUUAUCUUGAAAGUAGAAAACAAAGAGAAGCCAAGGAAGAUGUCCCACCACCUAAACCCACAAGACCAACAGUGAUUCCUAAAUUGGCUGUUAAUGAAAAAGUCAUUCCAGUAAAACCUGCAAAACCUGUAUCAAAGAUAUAUGAGGAAAAGGAUUCUGAAUUGUUAAAAUCAACUAUUUCAAAAUUAUCUUCAACAAAAGUACCUCCAUUAAAACCAAGUAAACCUUCAGUUGAUCUAUACACUAAACUGGAAAAGGAUAUAUUAAGUACAGUUAAGUCCAGUUUGUCAUCUAAGUCAGCUCCUUUAAAAGCAAGCAAACCCAAUCUCUCGAGUUAUUCAAAGCAAGACUCAGAAGAAUUAAAAUCUCAAUUACAAAGGUUGAAACCCACCAAACCACCAAUAGUAUCAGCUAAACCAUCUGCUACGAAUGAUAUUAUUCCGGCAUUAAAACCAAGACCAGUUCCAACAUAUAAGUCUAAAACUGUGAACCUUCCUGUUUAUGAACAAGAUGAACAAAAACAAAAACUGACUUCUUCAUUAACAGUUGUACCAACCAAAGAAGGUACAUUUGAAGAUAAGUUAUCGUCUAUAUUAAGAGCUAGUACUUUACCAGAAACCAAAAUUGGAUUUGGAAGAGAUCCACCAAUUCGUCCUAUAGGCAGAUCACUGACUGAACCAACCAAACAAGAGAAAAGAGAAGACACUACUAAUUCAAAGGGUAUAACACAUGUCAGUAAAAGUCGGGCUAAGGGACCCAAAAGAAGAUUACCAAAAUCAAUGCAAACCAAAAACACUACAAAUGAAACUAAAUCAGUGUCAGUGCCAGUAUCAAAGCCAGAGGCAGAGCCAGAGCCAGAUUCAGAAUCUGAAGUAGCUUCUCAGCUUUCCAUCCCCAAAAGCUCCAAAAAAGUUCCACCACCAAUUAAUAAAUUGGCCAAACCAAAAACAGUAGGCGAAUUAAAACCCAGUAGAAACUUCAGCGGUGAAGUAUUUAUAUAGUAAUGAACUGAACUAAUUCACAAUGUUUUAUAUUAACUCUUUACACAGAUAUAAAUCUUAAUCAUAAUAUAUGUAAUCGCAUGGAUAGUUAGCGUG